AUGACCGCGAGAGACCCAUCCCUCUCCAGUGGCUCGGGUGAGCCCCUCGAUGACCCAAGCGAGAAUGUGUGGGGCGUUUAUGUGAAGAUGCUAUCUUCCCACAAUCGUAAAGUGGCUGAGCAGUGGAAAGGAGAUAUGAGCUCGAUUCUGAUAUUCGCGGGCCUCUUUUCAAGUAGUCUAACCACCUUCUUGAUUGAGAGCUAUCGGACGUUAACACCGGAACCCACGGAGCCUAACGAGCUAUUAUUAUUGCAAUUGACCCAACUGGUGCUAUCACAAACCAACUCAACGAUACCAAUUCCACUCUCCACCCCCAGCACCUCCAGCAAUCAACCUCCGACAUCAGCACUGAUAUGCAACAUAUUCUGGUUCUCCAGUCUUGCAUUUAGUCUGAUAUGCGCCCUUUGCGCGACAAUGGUUGACACUUGGGCCCGAAAUUACCUAAUCUCCAUCGAAAGCAGGUCCGCUCUUCACAAACGAGCGAGAAUAUCCGCAUACCUUCACCAAGGAAUCCGAAUCUUCCAUAUGAACACGCUUGCAGAGCUCAUCCCAAGCCUGCUACAUAUUUCGCUCUUACUGUUUUUUGCUGGGCUUGUGGAAUUCUUGCGACCCAUUAACAUCGCAAUCAGCAAUCUUGUCUUGGGAUUGUUGAUUCUUUGCGGAAGCCUUUACGCCCUCGUCACAUUCCUUCCGUUGUUCUACACCAACUGCCCAUAUCAGACCCCAUUAUCCGCUAUUUGGUGGCGUAUCUUUUGGAUGCUGGGUCUGCUUCGCUCGCGGGAAGAGAGCAAACCUUCAGGGACCAUUCUCGAGUCCAUGGUACAUGCUAGGGAAGCAGAUGCGACAGAAAUAUCCUCCGAACGUGACGAGAGGGACCUGGAGGCUAUGCGGUGGACGCUGUCCCAUCUACGCGAAGACACCGAGCUCGAGUCAUUUUUGGUGCACAUCCCUCACAUGAUAUCCGGCUUCGACUACAGCGCCAAGUUGCUGCUUCACCAACUCGUUCACGACCGCAACCCCAUAGUCAGUCUACGCCAUCGAAUUCCACGCCUUUUGGGAACCUGCGCCGAGGGCACUGUCAUUUUCAGCGUCGCAUCCAACCGUGCAAUGACUUGUCUACAGGCCAUCUGGUCUCUAACUAUGAUGGCCGUACCACUGUCCAUACCCUUUACACAGCCCUCUCGACAAACAUUGACGUUUGACGAAGAAACUCUCAUAAAUAUCCAAGCAGUCAAAGCUCAAAUUUCAGUCAUUUCGGAUUUGGCUGAUUCCGCUGCGUCGGUUGUCGCGAGAAGUUUACUCGACCUCUUCCUUGAGCUCGUCGCCACUAUGGAAGGCGAAUUAUGUGUCUUCAUCGAAUCCGGUCAUUGGUCGCAUCAGCGUAUAGCGUCGCAAAAAAAUCCCGAAUGGGCGGUUCCAAGGACGAAAGUGUUGAGAAAGAACAUCCAACGACAGCUGCAAAAUUUCGAGCAAUUGCUUGUGUCGUUGGACCACACCGCUGCGCCUGUGAUUUUCAUGGUCGCAGACGGUCUGUGUCAUCAUCUCGACGACUUCAUUCAGGUUGUUGUCUCUUCCGCUCAUGACGAGCGACUGCUAGCUUUGGAAGCACGAGAAUAUGCUCUAGCCUUCCAACAACAGCUGAACUCUGCUGGGUUUUCCCUGACAUUGGAUUAUAUUUCCACUCUUGUUGGCAGUCCGGCAGCGGCUCUGCCAUAUGAGGCAUUCAACACCCUCCGACGACUCUUCUUGAAGAUCAACCAAGGCGAUUCGUCGACUUCAUUCCCUGUCCACCUCCAAACCAAACUCGUCCAGCAACUUGAUUCAGCGCUUGAACAAAACCCGAAGCGGGGGACGUGGCUGCCCGCUAGUAUAGUGAACAUUGUGCUCGAGUUGGCCGGGUUAUCACUCAAGGAUGCUGGCUGUGCAAUGAAGGCUCACGGGAUUGUUAGCCACUACGUCUCCGUUCUUCCGAGCGCCCUUUCCCUCACUCGAGACACUGCCCGCAAGACAAUUGCGCAACUAGACAAUGCGAUACCGAUUGACAACCGGCCUCGCCCUAUAUCUGAUUUGCUCAGCUCGCAUAUGUACGCAAACACCAAACUCCAUCGACCACACGUUGCUCGGCAAAUUUUUGCGCUACAGCCAAUUCUCGACUGUAUUGGCACCCACUUGCCACCCAUGGGCUCGACAUGGAGCCAGUUUUUUCCGCCCAAGGCAACGUUUACCACUAAGGAUAUACCUGAUUUGACUGGCCAGGUCAUGCUCGUUACUGGCGGCAAUUCUGGCAUCGGCAAGGAAAUUGUCAAGGCCUUGCUGGAGCGCAACGCAAAAGUUUACCUAGCCGCUCGGAAUCCAGAGAAUGCGAAGAGCGCUAUUGCUGACCUGAAGGCUGAAACAGGCAGGGAGGCGGAGUUUUUGGAAGUCGAUCUUGCUAACCUGCCGUCGAUCAAGCGCGCAGCGCAAGAGUUUACAAGUAAAGAAAGCCAAUUGAACGUUCUGUUCAACAAUGGAGGCGUUAUGGUAAUUCGUUCAACCAUUCAACAACCCUUUCCCAACCUCUUUCAGCGUCCCCCAACCAACAUGCUCACUACACAAGGAUACGACCUGCAAUUCGGGACCAACGUUCUCGGCCACUUCUAUCUCACCCAACUGCUGCUCCCGACCCUCAUUUCCACCGCGACCGCCUCUGCGAAACCCGCACGUAUCGUCCAUACAUCCUCCCUCUCGACCCACUUCUUCCCCGCCAAGACGUUCGACUUUGCGACCUUCAAGGAGAGCCCGAAGCGCGAGAAAUACGGCACGGCAUGGCUGUAUCACCAGAGUAAAUUCGGUAACGCGGUCAUGAGCGUCGAGCUGCAUCGCCGAUACGCGGACAAGGGCGUCGUGUCGGUUGCGCUCAACCCGGGGAAUAUCAACACCAAUCUUGGGCGCUAUUUGCCAGGAUUUGCAGCUACUCUACUCAAAUAUCUCGUUGUCUAUCCGGCCCCAAUGGGCGCACUGACAUCGCUAUAUGCAGGCACAACUAAGGAGGGAGAAUUGUUGGGUGGGAAGUACUUGUUUCCGUGGGCCCGCCUCGGAGAAGCUCCUGUAACUGUCCACGACCCAGCAAAUGGCACAGAGCUUUGGAAGUGGUGCGAAGAACAAGUUUCGGGCAUCUAA
Mycena indigotica is the source of this 3159-nucleotide messenger RNA. RefSeq lists its product as uncharacterized. NCBI's taxonomy places the organism in Eukaryota, Fungi, Basidiomycota, Agaricomycetes, Agaricales, Mycenaceae. The coding region runs from base 1 to 3159 and encodes 1052 amino acids. The transcript has 12 exons. The record is from RefSeq and is a predicted model, not a curated record.